AGCACAUCACUGCUAAUUCUCCUUGUUUUCCAUUAAACUAUGAAAUAAAAAAUACACUAUCCAGAACCAGUGUAAUAGAUAAUUCAACCUUAAAAUUUUACAAUUCCUUCCAUGUCAACAACUCUGCUACAAAUCUCUAUCUUAUUUUCACCUUUGAACUUAAACACUCUUCAUGAUGAUGUCUGCAAGAAGCCCAUUAGUUUCCACUCUCCGUCACAUUCAAAGAUUGCUUCUUUUAAUAGGAAAAGGUUCAAAUUGAGUGCCUUUAGGGAGAAGUGGAGUUUAUUUGAAGUGGGUAGGGGUAGAGGUGGGAUUUUGGUACAGGAUGAGGGGUGGAAGAGGAGAAAGAGGAUUGUUCUAGUGAGGUUUAAUCAGGGCUUUGGGUUUGGAGGUGGUGGUGGAGGAAGAGAUAAUAGUGAAACUGUUAGGCUUUUGGGUAAUGUUGCUUUGGCUAUUGGCUUGACUUAUCUUUCAAUGACUGGACAGCUUGGUUGGGUUUUUGAUGCUAUUGGAUGGGUUUUGGACAUUGUAAUUUCCAUUUGGGUCCUGGCAGUACUAAUACCUAUUGUUGGUUUGGGAGCUUUCCUCUGGUGGGCAGGACGGGAUAUACUUCAGGGCACUUGCCCAAAUUGCGGAAAUGAUUUCCAGAUUUUCAAAUCAACUCUGAAUGACGAGUUGCAGCUAUGCCCCUAUUGCAGUCAACCAUUCUCAGUGGUGGGAGAUGAGUUUGUCAGUGAUUCUGUGAAGUUCUCCAAUAGGUCUACAGCUUUUGGAGAAGCAUUUCGUGACUUCUCUUCUGGUUCAAAGAAAGGAAAGGAGUCUUCUUCGGCAGUUGUUGAUGUUGAAGCAGAAAUAAAAGAUGCCGACUGACAUGUUAAUUGAAAGAUACAGAAUAGGGCUCUAUACACAUAAUACCUUGGUUUGCACUUCAUUAAUCUUCAACUGCAAGUACAAAUCAGAUUUGAGUUUUGAGUAAUGAGAAGACUGGAUGAAGUUGAAGAGCAGGUGAUGCAGUCAACUGGAACUACCGAGAACCGGAAAAUACCACCGGGCAGUAGAAUAAUAGGCUGAACCAGGUUACAUUGCGAUUGUACUCUAAAUUUUGGCAAUGUCUGUAUUUUCUACCAUCUAUAUUAUAUAUCAGCAUCUCCUUGUUAUUUGUCUAGUCCCCCUAGCCGUGUUUUUUCUGCUGAGCAAUUGGAACGAAAAUUGUAUACUAUUUUGGCUUGUACAAAAUAAAUCAUUACAAAGCAGCGGCUUAAUAGAUUUUGGUUUGAUUUUGAA
Messenger RNA from Ricinus communis (castor bean), 1284 nucleotides. RefSeq lists its product as uncharacterized. Bases 112 to 870 code for a protein of 252 amino acids. NCBI's taxonomy places the organism in Eukaryota, Viridiplantae, Streptophyta, Magnoliopsida, Malpighiales, Euphorbiaceae. The transcript is spliced from 6 exons. The record is from RefSeq and is a predicted model, not a curated record.